This is a messenger RNA of Tinamus guttatus (white-throated tinamou), 1311 nucleotides long. The record is from RefSeq and is a predicted model, not a curated record. Lineage: Eukaryota; Metazoa; Chordata; Aves; Tinamiformes; Tinamidae.
AUGGCCAGCGUUUGUCCAAGCAGUGCUGAGCCCCGUGCUGCCCUUGUACUCGAGGAGCACAUUGCCCUGCAAGAGAGGGCCUGUGUCACACAUUCCCAACGCUCUGUCUUCCUGUUUCAGGCUGCAAAUGAGCCAGAUGUUGACAGACGGGCCUACGCAGUGUGGGUGUCCGAGAUCAUGCUCCAGCAGACACAGGUGGCUACGGUGAUCGACUACUACAACCGCUGGAUGCAGAAAUGGCCGACGCUGCAGGCUCUGGCGGCAGCUUCCCUGGAGGAGGUGAAUGAGCUGUGGGCAGGACUCGGCUACUACUCGCGAGGAAAGCGUCUGCAGGAGGCAGCGAGGAAGGUUGUGUCCGAGCUGGCUGGCAGGAUGCCCAGGACGGCUGAGGACUUGCAGAAGCUGCUGCCGGGAGUGGGCAGAUACACAGCGGGAGCCAUCGCUUCCAUCUCAUACGGGCAGGCUACCGGCGUUGUGGAUGGGGAUGUGAUCCGUGUCCUGUGCCGCCUGCGGUGACCCGCGGCGCGCCCGGCGUCGCUCGACCGCCUCUGGGACAUGGCCAAUGUCCUGGUGGACAGGAGCCGCCCUGGAGACUUUAACCAAGCCCUGAUGGAGCUGGGGGCUACGGUGUGCGUGCCCAAGGCCCCGCUGUGUGAGGAGUGCCCCGUGAAGCAGCACUGCCACGCACGGCGCAGGGUGGAGAAGGAGCUGGGCUUUGCCUCCCAGAGGCUGCUUGGGACCUGCCCCACGGUGCCCGACGUCGAGGACUGCGGUGUUGGGGGCUGUCCCUUGUGUCCCCCGGCCACGGAGCCAUGGGACAGCAGCCUGGGGGUGACCACCUUCCCGCGGAAAGCAGCGAAGAAGCAGCCGCGGAUGGCGCGGACGGCCACGUGUGUGCUGGAGCACAGGGGCCGCCACGGGGCCCCGCGGUACCUCAUCGUGCAGAGGCCCAGCUCAGGGCUCCUGGCCGGGCUCUGGGAGUUCCCCAGCCUCCCGUUGGCUCUGGGGCUGCAGGAGGAGAAGCAGAGGGAGGCGCUGGCAGAUCAUCUGCAGGCCUGGAUGGGGCGGCCUGUUGCAGCUGAAGCCCUGCAGUACAUUGGAGAGGUCAUCCACAUCUUCUCUCACAUCCACCAAACGUAUGUGGUCUACUCCCUACCUGUGGAUGAGGAUGUGGCCCUAGACCCUGUGUUGUCCCCAUGGCGCUGGGUGACGGAGGAGGAGUUCCACGCCUCAGCUGUGUCCGCAGCCAUGAAGAAGGUACUGGGGCCUUUCCUCCCUUUGCCCUCUCUACCGUUUCAGAAAUCCCCCUGA